Molecule: messenger RNA, 1188 nt
Organism: Lasiodiplodia theobromae
Lineage: Eukaryota; Fungi; Ascomycota; Dothideomycetes; Botryosphaeriales; Botryosphaeriaceae
Product: Beta-d-glucan cellobiohydrolase c
Exons: 3
Coding region: 1-1188 (395 amino acids)
Biological process (GO): cellulose catabolic process
Molecular function (GO): hydrolase activity, hydrolyzing O-glycosyl compounds
Source: RefSeq, a predicted model, not a curated record
AUGAAGCAAGCUGCAGCGCUCGCCCUCGCGGCCGUGCUGCCGUCCGUGUAUGCUGCACCGGCUGCUACCUCGUCGACAGCAGCAACCGUGACCGCAGCUGCUGCCACCGACAACCCGCUUGCCGGCUACAGCUUUUACGCCAAUGCCUACUACGCGUCUGAGGUCAGCGUGGCUGCUGCAUCCCUCAGCUCCGCGGGCAGCACUGCCUUGGCUGCUCAGGCUACCAAGGUCGCCGAAGUCCCCAGCUUCUACUGGCUCGACACCCGUGCCAAGAUCCCCAUGAUCGACGACUUCGCGAAGGACGUGCAGACCAAGAACGCGGCUGGCGCAAAGCUGACCCUGCCCCUGGUUGUCUACGAUCUUCCGGACCGUGACUGCGCUGCCGCUGCUUCCAACGGAGAGCUGGCCAUCGCCGACGAUGGUGUCAACAUCUACAAGACCGAGUACAUUGACGAGAUCGUCAAGAAGGUCAAGGCCUACCCCGAUGUGUUCUUCACGUUGGUCAUUGAGCCCGAUUCGCUCGCCAACCUGGUGACCAACCUGAACGUGGCAAAGUGCGCCAACGCUGCGGAUGCGUACAAGGAGAGCGUCACCUACGCCAUCAAGCAGCUCAACCUCGACAACGUUGCCAUGUACCUGGAUGCCGGACACGCCGGCUGGCUCGGCUGGCCUGCCAACCAGCAGCCGACAGCUGACCUGUUCAACCAGCUGUACAAGGACGCGGGUAGCCCGAAGGCGGUGCGCGGCCUCGCGACGAACGUGUCCAACUACAACGCGUGGAGCAUCGCCACGUGCCCUUCGUACACACAGGGCAGCACCAUCUGCGACGAGAAGCGCUUCAUUAACGCUCUCGGCCCGCUUCUCGAUGCCGGCAUCGCCCACUUCAUCGUCGACCAGGGCCGCUCCGGCAAGCAGCCCACCGCUCAGGAGCAGUGGGGCGACUGGUGCAACGUCAAGGACACCGGUUUCGGCAUGCGCCCGACCACCGAGACCGACGACGCGCUGCUUGAUGCCAUCGUCUGGGUCAAGCCUGGUGGAGAGGCCGACGGCACCUCGGACACGUCGGCUGAGCGCUACGACACGCACUGCGGUGCCAACAGCGCGCUCAAGCCCGCUCCUGAGGCCGGUACCUGGUUCCAGGCCUACUUCGUCCAGCUUCUUCAGAACGCCAACCCGGCUUUUUCUUAA